CUAUUGGUCAGGUGGAAUGUCGGUUCAGACAGCGAAGACGCACCAGGAUGCACGUGCUUCCCUGAUUGAACAUCAAGAUGGCAGCGUCCGUGUGUCGGUGUUACGAGCUGAUUGGCAGGAAUGCCAUGGCUCUCUGCACACGUUCUGUGGUCUCUGCUACAUGGAAAGGAGAUGCCUAUAGGUUACGCAGGAGCCCGGCUGCAGCUGCGCAGGUCCGGUAUUCUUCAGGACGGAAAGGUUUUUUGGGGGAGUUUGUUGAUAGUCUUCGACAGGAGUUCAGUAAGAACCAGGAGAUGAAGGAUAACAUCAAGAAGUUCAGGGAAGAGGCCAAGAAGCUGGAAGAGUCCGACGCCCUGCAGCAGGCCCGCAGGAAAUAUAAAUCUAUAGAGGCAGAGACGGUAAAGACUUCUGAGGUGUUUAAGAAGACMUUUGGCUCUCUGUCAGACACUGUCAAAGAGGGUCUAGAGGAGGUGACUCGUACGGAUAUAGGAAAGAAGAUCAAAGAAGGCGUGGAAGAGGCAGCGAGGACAGCCAUGCACUCUGCAGAGUCCGUGUCUAAGGGUGGAGAGAAACUGGGCCGGACCAGCGCCUUCAAGGCCAUCUCACAGGGCGUCGAGUCCAUGAAGAAGGAGAUAGACGUCGGGGACGCCGGCCCCUACAGAGCUCCUGCUCAGCUGAGGAUGAGAAGUGAUUUUUCAUUUAAAGGGGCAGACAGUGACAGCAGAGUGUUUGAGGCCAAUGAAGAAGCUCUGGGUGUGGUUCUGCAUAAGGAUUCAAAGUGGUACCAGCAGUGGAAGGACUUCAAGGACAAUAAUAUGGUCUUUAACCGAUUCUUUGAGAUGAAGAUGAAAUAUGAUGAAAGUGACAACGCUCUCAUCAGAGCAUCCAGAGCCAUGACUGACAGAGUUACCGACUUUUUAGGUGGCCUUUUCUCGAAGACAGAAAUGUCAGAAGUGCUGACAGAGAUCCUGAAGAUAGAUCCCAAGUUUGACAAGGACACUUUCCUCAAGCAGUGUGAGAAAGACUUCAUCCCAAACAUCCUGGAGGCUAUGGUCCGUGGAGAGCUGGAUGUGUUAAAGGACUGGUGCUAUGAAGCUACAUACAGACAGCUGGCUCAUCCCAUCCAGCAGGCCAAGGCUCUGGGCCUUCUCUUUCAGUCCAAAGUUCUCGACAUUGAUAACAUAGAUUUGGCGAUGGGUAAGCUGAUGGACCAGGGCCCGGUGCUGAUCAUUACCUUCCAGGCUCAGGUCGUCAUGGUGGUCCGCAGCCCAAAAGGAGACGUCGUGGAAGGCGAUCCGGAGAAAGUGAUGAGGAUGAUGCACGUGUGGGCCCUGUGUCGGGACCAGGAGGAGCUGAACCCCAACGCAGCCUGGAGGCUGUUGGACAUCUCYGCCUCCAGCACAGAGCAGAUCCUCUAAUAGGAGGUUACAGGGGACGCAGGUGAGCGUCUCCUCUGUUGGACAAACUGUAAAGGAGGGCAGAGGACACAAACGCUGGGCUUUAAUYGGCUCCGGAGCAGAGCAAAACCCCUUCUCCUCUGUGCCGACUUUCCAGAAGAUUCAUGUGCACAUGUACAUAGUURAUGCUCGAUCAUUCGCUGGAAUCUGCAUCCUGACUUGAACUUCGAUCUUGCUUGCUGUUCUUCACAGUGCUUGGAUGGACAGAGAUAUAAGUAAAGCACCUAAACCUUC
This is a messenger RNA of Poecilia reticulata (guppy), 1691 nucleotides long. RefSeq names its product mitochondrial import inner membrane translocase subunit TIM44-like. Gene Ontology annotation, molecular function: protein-folding chaperone binding. Gene Ontology annotation, biological process: protein import into mitochondrial matrix. Gene Ontology annotation, cellular component: mitochondrial inner membrane. NCBI's taxonomy places the organism in Eukaryota, Metazoa, Chordata, Actinopteri, Cyprinodontiformes, Poeciliidae. The record is from RefSeq and is a predicted model, not a curated record.